This is a messenger RNA of Molossus molossus (Pallas's mastiff bat), 4334 nucleotides long. RefSeq names its product zinc finger protein 615-like. Gene Ontology annotation, cellular component: nucleus. Gene Ontology annotation, molecular function: DNA-binding transcription repressor activity, RNA polymerase II-specific; RNA polymerase II cis-regulatory region sequence-specific DNA binding. Gene Ontology annotation, biological process: negative regulation of transcription by RNA polymerase II. NCBI's taxonomy places the organism in Eukaryota, Metazoa, Chordata, Mammalia, Chiroptera, Molossidae. The record is from RefSeq and is a predicted model, not a curated record. The coding region runs from base 337 to 3288 and encodes 983 amino acids. The transcript is spliced from 5 exons.
GAUUAUCAGCAUUUCCAGGGACUGAACUAAUUGAAGACAGAUUUCUAAACAGAAACCUAGAGCUGACCAGAAACUCAGCGAGCCAGAGCUUUCCCGCUGCCAGCUCCUGUCAGAGAGCAGAAGAAAAUGCCGCAGGCUCAGGUUUGGACAUUUCUUACACGGACACCUGAAGCAAUUGCAUCGUGUGAAGCAAGGAAAACUUCCCGGGAGGAUUAUCAGCAUUUCCAGGGACUGAACUAACUGAAGACAGAUUUCUAAACAGAAACCUAGAGCUGACCAGAAACUCAGUGAGCCAGAGCUUUCCCGCUGCCAGCUCCUGUCAGAGAGCAGAAGAAAAUGCCACAGGCUCAGGAAUGCCUGACAUUUCACGAUGUGGCCGUGGACUUCACCUGGGAGGAGUGGCAGCUGCUGGACCCCGUUCAGAAGGACCUGUUCAGGGACGUGAUGUUGGAGAACUACAGCAACCUGAAGUCUGUGGGUUAUGAAGCCAGCAAACCAGAUGCGCUCUCCAAGUUGGAACGAGGGGAAGAACCAUGGACAGUACAGGAUGAACUUCACGGUCUAGUCUGUGCAGAUUGCAGGCAAGAUGAUAAUUCUCCACGGUGUCACCUGCAAAUUGGAAACAUUCAGAAGAGUGUGGAACGAUGCUAUGAACAUAACACUUUUACAAAUAUUGUUAAUCAUAUUGAAGAUAAUUUCCAACUACAGCAAAAUCCUAAUCUUGAGAUACGUGAAAAACCUUUAAAAUCAAAAUUAAAUUUGGAGAACCAAACCAGAAUAUGUAACUUAACUAACUUUAUUGAAUUGAAUGGACAUAGGACAUCCAUUCUGCGUGGCAACCGAGAACAGUGUUACCCUGAAAUUAUAUUACCUGUCAGUAUGAAAAACAUCAAUAACAAGUCCCUGAUCAUUCAGCAGCAGAGGACUUACAAUGGGGAGAAAGCCCACGUGUGUACUGAAUGCGGGGAGGCCUUCAUCAAGAUGUCUCUUCUGACUCGACAUGAUAGAGUUCAUAGUGAGGAGACUCGUUAUGGAUGCAAUCUGUGUGGGAAAGGCUUCUCCGCAAAAUACUGGCUCUCUGAACAUCUUAGAAUUCAAGCAGGACUCAAACAAUGUGAGGGCCCUGAAUAUGACAAGACCUUCCUGAAGGAAUUAGACUUGAAUAUACAUCAGAAAACUCCCAUGGGUAAGACACCUAAUAAUGGUACUGAGUGUGAGGAAAUGUUCAUCAAAAACUCUCAGCUCAUUUGUCAUCAGGAAACUCACACAGGAGCCAAACUCCAUAUCUGUAGUGAAUGUGGAAAAGGCUUCACCAGGAAGAGCAAGCUGGUUGUACAUCAACGGACUCAUACACGAGAGAAAUGUUAUACAUGUAGUGAGUGUGGGAAAGAUUUCAAAGCAAAGUGUCAUCUGAUCACACAUCAGCGAAAACACACAGGUGAGAAGCCCUAUGUAUGUAGUGCAUGUGGAAAAGGCUUCACGAUGAAAGUUGAUCUCAUUUCACAUCAGCAAACUCAUUCUCCAGAGAAACCAUAUAUGUGUAAUGAACGUGGGAAACACUUCACUGUAAAGAGAUCACUCAUUGAACAUCAGCAAUCUCACAUAAAAGAUAAACCUUAUAUCUGUAGUGAAUGCGGGAAAGGCUUCACCAGGAAGAGCUCUCUGGUAGUACAUCAGCGAUCUCACACAGGAGAGAAACCGUUUGUAUGCAGUGAGUGUGGAAAAGCCUUCCCACGGAAGAGCAAGCUGGUUUUACAUCAGCGGACUCAUACGGGAGAGAAACCUUAUAUCUGUAGGGAAUGCGGGAAAGGCUUCACCACGAAGUGCUAUCAGAUUGAACAUCAGCGGUCUCAUACAGGAGAGAAACCCCACCUCUGUGGUGAAUGCGGGAAAGGUUUCACCAAGAAGAACUUUUUGAUUGUACAUCAGCGAUCUCACACAGGAGAGAAACCAUUUGUAUGCAGUGAAUGUGGAAAAGGCUUCCCAGGGAAGAGGAAGCUGGUUUUACAUCAAUGGACUCAUACAGGACAGAAGCCUUAUAACUGUAGUGAAUGUGGGAAAGGUUUUACCACAAAGAGCUAUCUGAUUGUACAUCAGCGAUCUCACACAGGAGAGAAACCCUACGUCUGUAGUGAAUGCGGGAAAGGUUUUACCACAAAGAACUUUUUUAUUGUACAUCAGCGAUCUCACUCAGGAGAGAAACCAUUUGUUUGCAGUGAAUGUGGAAAAGCCUUCACAGUGAAGGGGAACCUGGUUGUACAUCAACGGACUCAUACAGGGGAGAAACCCUAUGUGUGCAGUGAAUGUGGAAAAGCUUUCCCAGUAAAGAGCAAGAUGAUUUUCCAUCAACGGACUCAUACAGGAGAGAAACCUUAUAGGUGUAGUGAAUGUGGGAAAGGUUUCAAAGCAAAGAAUGGUCUGAUUCUACAUCAGCGAAGACAUGCAGGUGAGAAGCCCUAUGUAUGUACUUUAUGUGCGAAAGGCUUCAUAAUGAAACUUGAUCUCAUUUCACAUCAGCUAACUCAUUUUUCAGAGAAACCAUAUAUGUGCAAUGAAUGUGGGAAACACUUCAGCAUUAAGAUAUCGCUGAUUGUACAUCAGCGAUCUCACACAGGCGAGAAACCUUAUAUCUGUAGUAAAUGUGGGAAACACUUCACUACGAAGAGAUCACUGAUUGAACAUCAGGGAAUUCAUACAGGAGUGAAACUUUAUAUCUGUAAUCAAUGUGGAAAAGGUUUCAUUGGGAAGAAAUCUCUGAUUGUACAUCAGCGAUCUCAUACAGGAGAGAAACCUUAUGUAUGCAGUGAAUGUGGGAAAGGAUUCCCAGUAAAGUUGCGUCUGGUUUUACAUCAACGGAUUCAUACAGGAGAGAGACCUUAUAUCUGUAGUGAAUGCGGGAAAAGUUUUAUCAGGAAGGGCAAUCUGAUUGUGCAUCAGCGAUCUCACACAGGAGAGAAAUCUUAUAUCUGUAGUGAAUGUGACAAAAACUUCACCAGGAAGACAUCACUGAUUGAACAUCAGCGAAUUCACACAGGAGAGAAACCCUUUGUAUGUAGUGAAUGUGGAGAAGCCUUCCCAGUGAAGAGGAAGCUUGUUUUACAUCAACAGUCUCAUACAGGAAAGAAACAGUUUACAUGUAGUGAAUGUGGGAAAGAUUUCAAAGCAAAGUAUCAUCUCAUUAAACAUCAGCAAAAACACACUGUUGAGAAACCCUAUGUGUGUAGUGUAUGUGGAAAGGGCUUCACCAUGAAGACUGAUCUCGCUGUACAUCAGCAAAGUCAUACUUAAGAGAAACAAUAUAUGUGCAUUGAAUGUGUGAAAGAUCUUACCAUGAAUUGUCAUUUCAGUGUACAUCCAGUGAACUCAUACAGGAAGUAAAUUUCUAUAUGCAAGAAAAGUAGCUGAGGCUUAAUUGGGAAAAGCUUGCUUAUUGCAUCUCUGUGUAAGUAUAUGAAGAAAAAUAUAUUUGUAAUGCAUGUAGAAUGGGCUUCACCAUGAAGAGUAUUCUAGGUAUGCAUCAGAGAGCUCGUAGUGAAGAAAAUUUGAACACUCUGACUAUGGUGAUGGCUUUAGGAACAAAGCAUUGCCCCAUAACAUGAGAUUUUAAUUCAGGAAAGACUUCCUUUGCAUAUACUGAAUGUGGAUAGUUCUCAUCACCGAAAAAUGAUCUCAUUUUCCAGCAGAGAACGUACAGAGGACAGAAACCCUGUGAAUGGGAUGAAUGUGGGAAAGCCUUCACUACAAAGUCAGGACUCAAUCUUUAUCAGAGAAAACCUACAGGAAUGGUGCCUUGUGUGCGUAACAAUUGUGGGAAAGUUUUGGACCACUUGGCCAUCUUUCUGAAACAUAAAGUGUAUUCACAAGUCAUCAUUUUGGGGUAAGCCCAUUGCACAUAGUAGACCCUCAAGGUAAUAGUGUGGAAUGAAGAAUAACUUCACGCAAAGAAUGUAGUACUCAGUUUACUGAUUAAAAUUAGUUUUAUAUCAAUGAAAAUAUUUAUAGACCAACUCAUAUACAGUCAACCUUCGUGAAGAUAUUUGAGGAUAUUGUAUGUUUGAAAAUUGUUGCUUGAGGUAAUCCCCAUCAAUGUGGUAGUUUGGGAACCCUUUAGUGGAUGUAGACCCUCUCAUGUAAUCAUGAAUGAGCAAAAAUGAAUGAUUAGUUCUAAUUGGAAGAAAGCAUCUCCUUAAUAGUAGAUGUCACUUCCCACUAUAAAUACUUUUCUCUGGUAGUAAAUAUGGCAUGGUUUUCAGGCAUUUUUGCUGCCUCAUUAUUUGUCUGUAAAUCCAUGACUAAUUACUUAUGAACACAUUUAAUUGUGUGGUCUUUUUAUU